GUAGUGUAUGUAGGUAGUUUAAGAUAACUAGUUGUCAGUUAAAAAGUGUAAGACCCGAAAUGUAACGCCAGUCUAAAAUAAACCGUGCACACAAUAGACGUGUUUCCUUUCUCUCGUAUACUUCAGUGGCGAACGAGGAUUUUAAAUAUUAACAAUUAUUAUCGGUGUCGGUGCAAGAUUUUGUUCUGUCGGAAUGGCGUCAAUCGGCAAAAUCGGCGAAUUUAAAGUCGACGGUGGUAAUUGGACUUUGUACGUGGAGCGGUUAGAGAUGUAUUUAGAGGUCAACAAGGUCGACAAAACCAUGUGGCGGCCAACGUUAAUUGCGGUCAUGGGGGACGAAACCUAUGAGCUCCUGAGUAAUCUAACCAGCCCAGAAAAACCGGCUCAGAAAACAUACGAAGAAAUAGUGAAAUUAUUGCGUGAACAUUUACAACCGAAACCAUCUGUCAUGGCGGAAAGAUAUCGCUUUAGACAAAGGAGGCAAAAAGAUGAAGAAUCAGUUGCGCAGUACGUAUCAGAACUGAAGAAGUUAUCAAGAUUUUGCGAUUUUUCGGCCAGCCUAGAGGACAAUUUACGAGAUCAGUUCGUAUGUGGAUUACGCAGUGACAUUAUUCGACAACGCCUGUUCGCGGAGGACGAUUUAAAAUACCAAGGAGCGGUAAAAUUGGCAUCGGCAUUAGAAGCGGCGGAGAGAGACGCAGCCGUGGUGGAAUUUGGGAAUAAGGCGGCAGGGAUGUCAACGGCGGCCGAGGUGCACGCGAUGAGGUCAUUCUCGCGUGGGCGCGGCGGGAAAGCGGGGUGGCGCGCACCGCCACCGGCAGCGCCGGCGCACGGGGGCCCGUCGGACACGUGGCGCGGAGCGGGGUGGCGCGCGCAACCACCGGGGCCGGCGGCACGCGGAGGCCCGUCGGAUGCGGCGUGCGGCGCAUGUGGCGGACAAGACCAUCGCCACGAAAAUUGCCGUUACAAGGAAUUCAUCUGCAGUAGAUGUCGGCGUCGCGGGCAUUUGCGGCGGGUGUGCCCGGAGCGGGGUAGCCAGGGCGAUUUCAAGCGAGGGAUGCAUCACGUAACGGAAUUCACCGAGGACUCUGCCGGUGAGGACGCCGCGGAUGAGCGGCUGACGCAAGCAGAAGAGGAAUUAUUCCAGCUGAACUUGAACGGAUAUAAACCGGUAUAAGGAGUUAUUCUCGGAGGGACUGGGUCGGUUCACCGGGUGCAAGGCGACGCUGCGCGUGCGCUCGGGCGCGGCGCCGGUGUUCUGCCGGCCGCGCGCGCUGCCCUACGCGCUGCGGGCGCGCGUGGACGCCGAGCUGGACCAGAUGCUGGCGGCGGGCGUCAUCGAGCCCGUGGACCACUCGGACUGGGCCACGCCUUUAGUACCGGUGAGGAAGGCGGAUGGUGGACUCCGAAUUUGUGCUGAUUACAAAAUAACAUUAAAUCCAGUUUUGUUGGUUGAUAGGUUCCCCUUACCGCGUAUCGAGGACCUCCUGGUUGGUCUCAAAGGGGCGAAAAUGUUUUCCAAAAUUGACCUCUCCCAAGCCUACAAUCAGGUUGAGUUAGAUAGCUCGAAUGAACUCACUGUAAUCAACACACACAGGGGGCUAUUCAAAUACAAUAGGCUAGUUUAUGGCUUAUCUUCAAGCCCGGGAAUUUUUCAGCGCAUUAUGUAUAACCUUCUAGGAGAUAUUCCGAACGUAGAAAUAUUUUUAGAUGACGUAAUAAUUGCGACAGGGGGAGGGGACAGGGAACAUUUGGCUACUCUGAGUAAAGUACUUCAAAGGUUACAUAGUCAUGGAAUGAGGUUAAAAAGAAGUAAAUGCUCAUUCAUGGUAGAUGAGGUUAAAUACUUGGGAUACUUAAUUUCAAAAGAGGGAAUAAAAGUAGAUCCUGAAAAAGUAGAAGCUAUUAAAAAAAUCCCUCGUCCCCGAGAUGUUUCAGAAUUACGAUCCUUUUUAGGUUUAGUUAAUUUUUAUGCGAAGUUCGUUAAAAAUCUUAGCUUUAUUCUAGCACCUCUGUACACACUACUAAAAAAAAAUGUGCCAUGGAGAUGGAACAAAGAACAAGAAAUAUCAUUUUUACAUAUUAAGUCAAUUUUAAGCAGUGCUGAAGUUUUAACUCAUUAUGACCCGGAACAGCCUUUAUAUUUAACAUGCGAUGCAAGCGCCCGCGGCAUAGGCGGCGUGCUGACGCAGCGGUCUGCGAGCACAGCUGAUGGCGGGGCGGGGGGCGCGGGCGCGGGGCGGGAGCGGCCCGUUAUCUAUGUGUCCCGCGCGCUCACGGACGCAGAGAAAAAUUAUUCGCAAAUAGAUCGCGAGGCGCUUGCGAUUGUGUUUUGUUUAGGAAAGUUGCAUCAGUAUUUAUACGGUAGACGAUUUGUUUUACGAACCGAUCACAAACCCUUGGUCAGUAUAUUCGGCCCUAAAAAUGGCAUACCGCAAAUGGCGGCAAGCCGGUUACAGCGUUGGGCGAUUAAAUUAGCGGCUUAUACAUACGACAUAGAAUUUGUUAGCUCUAAAGACAAUGGAGCAGAUGGCCUGUCUCGGCUCCCCGUUUCAUUAAAAUUACCCAAUUCGAGCGAUUGCUUGGAAUUACCUGAACAAACUUAUUUACAUUUUGCGCAAAAUGAGAUGUUACUAGAUUAUAAUGAGUUGAAAAAACAAACGCAGCGCGAUGCUAUGUUAGGUCGGGUACUCAGUUACAUAAGAGACGGCUGGCCUAGUAAUUCCGAGAUUAAAAACUUACAACCAUAUUUUAAUCGCAGAAAUGAGAUUUAUGAGGAAUUAGGUUGUAUAAUGUGGGGUCACAGGGUAGUCAUACCUGAAAAUUGUAGGAGUAAAGUAUUAUUACAAUUACACGAAUCCCACAUGGGAAUAGUAAAAACAAAAGCGACAGCUCGAAGUUACGUCUGGUGGCCGGGGAUCGACGAGGCGGUGGAGGCGCUGUGCCGCGCGUGCCCGGCGUGCGCGGCGGAGGCGGACGCGCCGCCGCGCCACGCGCCCAGCCCCUGGCCCUGGCCCGCCGCUCCGUGGUCGCGGUUGCACGUAGACUUUUUGGGACCUAUUUUUAAUAAAACCUACCUAGUAAUUAUAGAUGCUAAAACCAAAUGGCUAGAAGUGUUCCAGGUACCGAGCACUGCGGCUACGAGUACUAUUCAUAAACUUUCGGAGUUAUUCGCGCGAUGGGGACUUCCCAAGCAGUUAGUUUCGGACAAUGGGCCCCCUUUUACAAGCAAAGAAUUUUCAGAAUUUUUGCGAGGUUGUGGUAUCGCUCAUUUUUUUACUGCCCCCUAUCACCCGGCUUCGAACGGUGCGGCCGAGAAUGCGGUUCGCACGAUUAAAAAAGUUAUUAAGAAGGCGAUAAGACUAAAUCUCGACGUUCACUUAUUUUUGAAUACUUUCUUAUUACACUACCGUAACACGGAACACUGCACCACAGGAGAAAGUCCUGCGGCGCUCAUGUUAGGUAGACGACUCCGGACCAAAUUAGAUAUCCUAAGACCUAACGUCGAGAACAGAGUCAGUAUAGUGCAGGCGCGUCAGGCAGAGAGUAGGGGACAGCCAGGAGAUAAUCGAGAAUUGCACGCGGGGGAGGAAGUAUGGUAUAGGAACUAUCAAGGUACGACGCGAUGGUUACCAGGGGAGGUAUCGCAGAAAAUAGGAGGUACCGACUAUAAGGUACUAGAUGGGUUAGGGAGAGAGAACCAUAGACAUAUUGAUCAGCUCAAACGUAGGUCAAGGAGUUCACUCAUUUGUCCUAACUCACCCCUGUCAGAUAAACAGGAUGAGAACAGGCUAUCUAUCCCCAGUACCACUAUGAAUGAAGCCGGUCCAGAGGAGACGCGCCCGCCAAGCCAAGAACCAGCGGGAACCACCAGCACCACCCAACCGCCCAGCAACGAGCGCGAGCCGAGCGCCGGCGGCGCCGCGUCCGCGCCCAGCCCGCCUGCGCCCGAGCCGCCCCAGUCCCGACCGAUACGACAGUGUAGGCUCAACCCUCCAAAAUAUAAAUUGUAGUUUUUAUUGUUUGUAUACUUAUCAUUAUUAUUAAGGUAACUUAUGCGUACGUACGUACAUAGAAAUG
Ostrinia nubilalis (European corn borer) is the source of this 4080-nucleotide messenger RNA. RefSeq lists its product as uncharacterized. Lineage: Eukaryota; Metazoa; Arthropoda; Insecta; Lepidoptera; Crambidae. Bases 194 to 1177 code for a protein of 327 amino acids. Gene Ontology annotation, molecular function: nucleic acid binding; zinc ion binding. The record is from RefSeq and is a predicted model, not a curated record. The transcript has 2 exons.